Messenger RNA from Epinephelus lanceolatus (giant grouper), 1792 nucleotides. Lineage: Eukaryota; Metazoa; Chordata; Actinopteri; Perciformes; Serranidae. The record is from RefSeq and is a predicted model, not a curated record.
AUGGAGAGGAGAAAUAUGGCUAAGAAGAGAAACUUUUCUGGGCUGGAAAUCGACACCCUCAUGUCUGAGGUGGAGGUAAAUAAAGAUGUGUUUUUUGGAAGUUUAAAAACUGGCAUUAAAGGAGCCCAUAAAAACGCUGUCUGGAAGAAGAUCAUGGAGGCAGUCAACAGCGUCGCCGUUGACAAACGUACUCUGGCUGGGGUCAAGAAAAAGUGGUCAGACUUAAAGCUGGCAACAAAAAAGUGUGUUGCUGCCCUUAGCCACAGCAGCACGCAGACUGGAGGAGGCCAACUAGAUCCCAGCCUGACCCUGAUGGGGACCAAGGAAAGAAUACCCUCACUAAUUGGGUCAGAAUCUAUCUCUGGCAUAAGUGGUGGUGGUGGAGACACAGACACACUUGCGUCGGAGCCGGAGCAGAAUGAGCCAGGCACCAGCGGCAUGGCGCCCAGGUCUCCUCCCCAGAGCAGUCCCAACGAGCCAGGCAGGCGAGGGCGAGCGCAAGCCCUCCGCCUCCCAUGCUGGGCCAAGACCAGCAAUCAUCACGGCAGAGAUGCAUCUUUUCUUCAUAUCACUCCAGACAGACUGCAACACUUUGAAUAUGAGUCUGUCUCUUUUAACUGUGUGGAGAUUUCUGGUCCCACUCACUUAAGAGGAGUAAGUAAUACUCAGGAAUUUAAUCCGGUAUGUCAUAUUAAGAGGACACCAUCAGGGUCCUCCUGCACCAUUGACAAAAUCUAUCCAGCAGACAGUGGAGAAUACUGGUGUGAGACUGAAGGAGGAGAGAGAAGCAACAGUGUCAACAUCUCUGUCACUGUUGAUGGUGUGAUCCUGGAGAGUCCUGCUCUUCCUGUGAUGGAGGGAAAAGCUGUGACUCUGCGCUGCAAAAACAAGACAACUUCCCGCAACCCCUCAGCUAAUUUCUACAAAGAUGGCCUCCUCAUGGGGAAUAGUUCUACAGCAGAGCUGACCAUCAACAGUGUUUCCAAGUCUGAUGAAGGACUUUACAAGUGUCACAUCUCUGGUGUUGGAGAAUCACCAGACAGCUGGCUGGCUGUCAGAGCCAAUACCAGGUCUACCAUCUCAUCACCACCUCAUAAAGACCAUCUGUCCAAUAACUCCGACAUCCCUCACGUCCCCAUCCUGCUGUGGAUUGCUAUCACCAUUUUAAUAUUGGCCCUGGUGCUGGUGGUGGUGGGCUUCCUUUAUAUUAGGAAACACAGAGCAGCAUCACAUGCAGUUAAGGACAAUCAAAGAGACAAUGCUUCAGAUGAUGCCGACGAUGUGACAUAUACAGUCGUUUUCACAAAACCAAGAGAAGACAAAGACGCUGUAGACACUGCUGAUAAUUUGAGCCUCAGGUCAAACCACACCAGAAAACCACGGGCUGAAAAACAAUCAGGAUUAUCCGGCUCCACAGUGAGCCUGAGUCCCAAAGCAGCCAAGGACUCAAGUACAACAGAGCAGAAACCUAUCUAUACAACUGUCCAGAAGGUCAAGAGCAGAGAUGCCUGACUGAGGAAGACUCCAUGUGCAAGAGAAGAAGAAAUAAAUCACAAAUACUGUCAUUUCAUUUGAGUAUACUAUGUAUCAAUCAAAUUUCACUUUCACUGAAAAUAGCAAGCAACAAAAAGUCGCUUACCAACAAAACAGCUAAAGUUGUAAAACAAAAAAUGACAGCUUUUGUAUGCUGGAUUUAAAUGCAUUACCAAUACAGUAUCAAUACAUUCUCACUCCAACCUUGUCACAUGUUGAUGUUCGGUCACGGACUUUCCAUGUCAACAUAUGACAUGCG